Fomitopsis serialis is the source of this 834-nucleotide messenger RNA. RefSeq names its product CDP-alcohol phosphatidyltransferase-domain-containing protein. Gene Ontology annotation, cellular component: mitochondrion; membrane. Gene Ontology annotation, molecular function: cardiolipin synthase activity. The record is from RefSeq and is a predicted model, not a curated record. Gene Ontology annotation, biological process: cardiolipin biosynthetic process. The transcript has 6 exons. Bases 1 to 834 code for a protein of 277 amino acids. NCBI's taxonomy places the organism in Eukaryota, Fungi, Basidiomycota, Agaricomycetes, Polyporales, Fomitopsidaceae.
AUGUCUACAAUCGCUCUCCUCCGGACUGCUUCAUGGCGUAGCGUAUACAUUGAGCGCUGCGUAGGGGCGCACAAGCCUACCUUGUCCCGAGGCCGUGCCCUGUACCGGGCUUCUGGUUGGUCGGCGCGACCAUUUCUCAGCUGCUUCUCUGUGUUCUCGCCUUUGAAGGCGAAUGAAGACCAAAAGGGGCCUGCGCAGAAGUUCAAAGCCUUGGCCACCCUCAGGGAGAACAUUUAUACAAUCCCCAAUAUCUUGACCGUGUCUCGUAUCCUUGCAUGUCCUGUUCUCGGCUGGGCCAUCGUGCACGACAACUUCCACUUCGCCACCGCUCUGCUCGUUUAUGCCGGUCUGACAGAUACGGUGGACGGCUACAUUGCCCGCAGAUACAAAAUGACCUCCGUACUGGGAACCGUCCUGGACCCAGCGGCAGACAAGACCUUGAUGACAACCUUGACACUUACACUGGCCUACAAGGGGAUGAUCCCACUACCCCUCGCGGCGGUCAUUUUCGGGAGGGACGUCCUCCUGAGCCUCGCUGCAUUUUACAUUCGUUAUACCUCGCUGCCGCACCCAAAAACAUUCACGCGCUACUGGGAUAUGUCAAUACCGUCCGCUGAGGUACAUCCCACGCGAAUAAGCAAGAUUAAUACCUUGCUCCAGUUAUCUCUCAUGGCACUAACGACGGUGAGUCCCGUGCUGCCGGUGGACUUGGGUCCUACGCUGCAGGCUUUCCAGUGGGUCGUAGCCACCACUACCAUAUGGAGCGGAGCAUCCUACCUAUUCACAAAGGAUGCAGUCCGCAUCAUCUCUGCAAAACGAAAGCCGCCUUCAUAG